Phodopus roborovskii (desert hamster) is the source of this 701-nucleotide messenger RNA. RefSeq names its product SWI5 homologous recombination repair protein (gene Swi5). The record is from RefSeq and is a predicted model, not a curated record. The transcript has 5 exons. Bases 1 to 471 code for a protein of 156 amino acids. Gene Ontology annotation, cellular component: Swi5-Sfr1 complex; Swi5-Swi2 complex. Gene Ontology annotation, biological process: double-strand break repair via homologous recombination. NCBI's taxonomy places the organism in Eukaryota, Metazoa, Chordata, Mammalia, Rodentia, Cricetidae.
AUGAACGUCAGGAAGGCGUGGUCACACAGCUGCCGGGCGGGAGCUACGGGCGGAGCCUCCUUCCCCACUGCGGCUCCCGCGCCCCCUCGGCCCCACCUCAACAGCCCUUUCCUCCGGUUUCUCCCCAGGGCUGACUUAGGAUUCGGCCGAAGUUGCUAUGGAGCCUUCCGAUCACCGUGUUCAUCUCCGUGUUCAUCUCCCAGUUUGGAAGAGGAUGAGGAGAUUAAUGAGGAAACUUUGAACUCUGACAUUCAGAAACUGAAGGAGAAAAAGGAGAUGCUGGACAAGGAGAUUUCCCAGUUAGUAAAAGAAGGCUACCGUGUGGGUGAGCUAGAGGACCACAUCUCUCUCCUCCAUGAGUACAAUGACAUCAAGGAUGUGGCACAGAUGCUGCUGGGAAAGCUGGCUCUGACCCGAGGUGUCACCAUCAAGGAGUUAUAUCCAGAUUUUGGUCUAGACCUGAGUGACUGAGCAGAGUCUUGGAGACAAUGGGACAAGUGGAUGGAGAACAUGAAAAGCAGAGAUUGCAUCCCAGACAGUACUUUUGAAAGGCCCAAACUAAGUUUAGGGUGGGUCCUAGAGAGAGGGGUGUUGGGAGGGGUGAUCAUUGUCAGGUCUAAGGUUCCUAAAUGUACUUGUGGAUGGUUAUGUGGGAUUGUCCCUUUUGUUAAUAAACAUGAGCAGUCUCUGCAUGGUUCUGA